AGCACAUCGAAAUUAGACUCUGUUAGGUGAAUACAGCUCUCGGGAAAAAUUAUAAAAAUAAAAAUAAAACCCCAAAAGCAUAGCCGAUAAUCGGGACAAUUGGGAUAGGCGAUAUGGCCAGUAUAACCUUCAAGAAUCGACCCACCCAGGUGUUGCACACCUACCAAGUGUGGCGCAUUGGCAGCAAUGUGGACGACAAGAGUCUGGACUUCUGUACCUCCGAUAAGUCGGUAAAGAAGUACCAUGCCAGCCUAACCCUAGGCGAGAAGGGAUUGUUCUUGGUCAACGAGAGUCGCGUUGGCAUUGUAUCCGUGAAUGGAAUGCGGGUUGGCGGUCCGGUUCAAAUCACCUGUCGGGAUGCCAUCAACGGCGUUGUGAAGCUGCGAUUUGGUAGAAUCGAGGGAUAUCUUCGGGUAUCGUGCCGGAUGACUGGCUAAAAGGCUUAUGUGUCUCUUUGGCCAAGUUUUUUGUACUAGUUUUUGAAUAAACAGUGACAAUUAGUUGACUAUAACUUUUGUCCUUAUUGUUUUACAGA
Drosophila ficusphila is the source of this 535-nucleotide messenger RNA. RefSeq lists its product as uncharacterized. The coding region runs from base 114 to 437 and encodes 107 amino acids. The transcript has 2 exons. Gene Ontology annotation, molecular function: protein binding. The record is from RefSeq and is a predicted model, not a curated record. NCBI's taxonomy places the organism in Eukaryota, Metazoa, Arthropoda, Insecta, Diptera, Drosophilidae.